ACUUCCUUCCUUUACCCUGUAAUUACAUUAUAAAAUUUGAAACUUUUGAUAAUUGCAACUAAUGCUGUGUACAAAAAUUUUCUCUUUCAUAAUUAAUCGUUUUUGUGCAGAAUGAAAGAACGCUUGUGUAGACACGUGCGCAAUGGGAAACGCCACGUACAUUUAAACACGAUGAUAUACGUGGUAUUCUAUAGAUCUGAUUUAAGAUUAAUUAAAUGAUUAGUUAGUCAAUAUUUUAUAGGAAAUAUCAAGCACGCCGCGUCGGCUGUGCUUUGCCACGCUUUGCCGUUACUAUCUCUUUGCAAAUCAAUUACAGCUAAUGAUCUUUCUCUGGCGCUACUGUCUAAUUAAUUUAAUCGCACGAUCGAUUUAAAAUUCUAAUAAUACCAUAAACGUGGAUAAGUUAUGAACGCCGCAGGUGAAUUAUAAAGAGAAUUUAUAAUAUUGUAUGAAAUUUUCGUAGGGAUCAUUUCCUUUUUGCACUAGUCAUAUUUCGUAAAAAAUAGAGAGUGUUUCGACGAAAUGGCAGCCAGAAUAGUCCUGCUUUUACCUUUAGUGAAAACACGAUUUGCAUAUUCAACUGGAAACAGUAAUCCAGUGGGCGAAAGUGACGACCGGGCCAAACUCGUUCGACUUUCCAAAUAAAUUUCGUCGACGUUCUUCACGCGUCGGCGUAACAAUCGCUAUUUUACAAUGUUUCGCCUAAUCUUGCUGUAACAAUUAUAAUUCGAUUCAAUUCAACUUUUAUUUUACAAUUGUCUUUUUCUUUCGCUUGCAAAUCACGACACGUUUACAAUCGCUAGACUAUAUUUGUUAAAAAAAAAUGCAUUGCAUCGCGUAUGUGUGCGUUAAUUAUUUGUUGCAACGCAAGAUUAGAGGCAUUAAUUCGCUUAUUUCGUUCCUUUACAAAUUUCGAUUACGCGGUUGCCUUUUACGCAUCAUCGUUCACCUAUCAACGUGCAUGUAUCUCGCUACUUAAUCCAGGACACGCGGAGCACUUUCUAUGGACGGAUGACUCAACUGAAUAAGAGUUCGUUAUUCUCUUUUCGUUCAAACAGCCCGAUCUCACCACAUUGUAAGCGAGGGAAAAGGCAGUGAUCUUGAUUAAUUUGCUCGCCGUCGCCGCGUUACAUCAUCAAGAUCGUUUUCGCGAUUAAUCAUGCAGCUGCACCGGCAUCAAUAACCAAAAAGGCGGCAGGUUGGACCGGCGCGUAACGUAAUCUGGAAACGGCGAGUCACGUAAUCAGGAAGCGGAACUGUUCGACAUGAUUACGACAGGGGGAGUGUCCUUAUUUCGCACAAUUUCGAUUGCCUCGUGAUACGUCCUUGGAACUUGCGAAAGCCGCUCAAUGAUACGAUCAUGAUCGCCGUGACGAGGAAACGCUAUCCUACGCUACGUCGAGUUGACAGUCGCCGAAAUUGACACGUCGUAGCCUUCCGUGAGGUGGAACGCGCGAAGAACGAAGUUGAGACUCUGGAUUAUCUUGGGAGCCAGCGCUCGAAAUGGCGUUGGUGAACUUUAGUUUGCCCUAUCAGUCGGCGACGAUGGCACCGUUUCUCUACACGGGACCGGCUGGAGGGCACACGGCGGCCAACAAUCUUCGUUUGAACGCCGUGUUACCGUCGGGAUCCGUGCCGACGUCUUACAACGAGCAGGAGGCUUUUCGCAAUGAGCCCUACGCGCCGCCGAUCAAGUAUCAUCAGCAUCAGCAACGACGUCAGUCUGUUCAGCAGAGGAGCCGGGAGGUCUACGCGGAGCACACGUCCUUCUCGUCGACGCAGGACACUCGUUACACCGUGUAUAAUCAAGACUUUCGAAGAACGCAGCCGAGGCAGCAGCAACAGCAGCAGCAGCAACAGAUGAGGCCGCCUCCGCCGGCUUCGUCGUUUCAGCAACGGACGCAAUCGCCGGAAUCGGACAAAUCUCAGACGGAGGAACAGGAAAGUUUUCCGGAAAGACCUAAUAGUUACACAAGGGUCAAUGGUGGAAGUUCUAUCGGUCCGGGUACCAAGACUUCGGUCCACGCUGUGUUGGACUAUGACGAUGAUUUUGACGACUAUUACGACGAUGACGAUCAAGAGAUACCGGCGAAUGCACAGGUCACACCUAUUCAGGGUCCAAUUUUUCUAAAAAAUGGUUCCGUUCCUGUAGUACCGUUGUACUCGUAUCCUCAAUUAAAUAAUGGGACAUUUGUGCAGAUACCGAUACUCUGGACUGCGCUUUCGGUAGCAUUAGGUGUCGAGCUGAGGGGAGAUUUGGUACGAGGUGCGCCAUGUAUCAAAAGAUAUCAUCAAUUGUUCUGUCCAACCGCUGGAAAUACAUAUCCGAUAGAACGAAUAGAGCGUUUUAUCGAUGAAAAUAAAGCAUUGAUGAAGAGGAUGUACGGUGACUUUGAGAUGAAUCCGGGAUACGGAUCGAGUGAACAUCGCACUAGAACACGAAGAAAAAGCAGAGAAGCGCGAAAACACGAUAUUCCGGAUGGCGGACCCAGAGAUGGAAACGAUGAAUUGCGUUUGGACAGCGAGAUCGACGAGGAAUAUUUCAAAAAUAGAAAUACCAGACAGUCGUUUGGAAAAAAUCGCAGCUCAGAGAGCGGCAGAAUUGACGCGUGCGAGUCAAAAGUUGAAAUUGUGACUCCAUAUUGGGCAAGUAACAGCGCCGGAAAGAUUCGUGCUAUUGUGAAUACUCAACACUUCGAGCAAGCUAUACAUCAAGAAGUAUGCUCAAAAACGCAAACAAAUCGAUGCAGCGGAGACUGCGGAUGCGAGCAGAAGUACAAGUGGCACAGGUUGCUGGCAUACGAUCCGGAUAACGAUUGCAAAGGUAUCUUUAUGGAUUGGUUUUUGUUUCCCUCUUGUUGCGUUUGCAGAUGUGAUCCAAUUCACGGUAAUAAAUUCCCUCCGUCGAGUGGUCGAAAUGAGGGCUAAUAUUUUGUUUCGAAGGCUUCAAUAUUCGAAUCCGAAACUUCGGUAUUAAAAUAUUCAAGAAUCGAAGUUUCGAAGCUGUUAAGAAAUUAAUAGCUCUACUCGAAAUUGACAUAGUAUCGAAAUUGACGUAUCUACGCAUGAAAAAAACGUGCCAUGUAAACUGUGACGAUUCAUUUCUUUUCAGCAUUCUGAAAAAUUGUCGUAGCGACAAUUAAUGGCUUGUGAUAAAAGUUGUGUGUUAAGUAGAUGUGAUUUAUCGGCCGAUUAUUGUUUCAAUUUGAAAAAUCUUUAGAAAAAUUUGAUUAGUAUUUAAAAAUUCAAAAACUUUUUCUAUUCGAUUUCUCAAACGACAAGAUUGCCAGAUAAAUCACACCGUGUGUGUGCCUAUUUAAUAAAGAAAAAUUUAUGUGUCGGAUGACAAAGUGAAAUCAGAAACAGUUUCACAUAAUGCGUAGCGUAGAGCCAUUUUCGUGAUUCAGAUUUUAUUUAUAAGUAGAAAAUAAAUGUUACUGUUUAUAGAUCUUUUAAUAUCGACUAGAAUUAUAACAAAAUGUCAUUAGAUAGAGUUUAUUCCAUAAAUAAACAACAGGGCGCACAAAGCGUACCCACAUUCUUAUUUUACUCCGUGAAUAUAUGUACAUAAGAGUUUUUUUUCAAUUGAUCGAUUUAUUUAAUUAAUACGUGAAUAUGCGAACGAACUAAAAUAAGUUCUAAGAUUAGAUUCUCAGGACUUAUCACGCCAUAGUAUAACUUUCUUAAAAUAAUCACUUAAUUUUUACAAAUUACGCAACGUAAUGAUUACACUUUAAUUAAGACAAAUACAAUCUUUUGCAUGAUCGGAAAGAAUACAUGCAAACUUUAUGAAUCUAAGAAUAAGAAUCGAAUGAAAGAAGAGAUAUUAUCAUACAUGGGAAGUUGUUAAUGUUGGCGUGGCCAAUCCAUUGAAAAUAUAUAUUUAUCUAUUAUUCUAAUUGCUGGACGGAUAUCUGAUAAGUUUUUGUCUACUUUAACUGCUCGCUGUUAUACUUAAAAUACUUUUAUAAUAAAAAGAGACGAAUGCAUAUAAGACAUUGCGGGACGAAGUAGUCGUAUACGUUCUCAAGACGAGAUCAAAAUAACCAACCAACAUGAAACAAGGUCGACUCAAUAAAGAUGACACAUAAUGA
This is a messenger RNA of Linepithema humile (Argentine ant), 4094 nucleotides long. RefSeq names its product Spaetzle domain-containing protein 3 (gene spz3). Gene Ontology annotation, cellular component: extracellular region. Gene Ontology annotation, biological process: innate immune response; central nervous system formation. Gene Ontology annotation, molecular function: growth factor activity; Toll binding. The record is from RefSeq and is a predicted model, not a curated record. NCBI's taxonomy places the organism in Eukaryota, Metazoa, Arthropoda, Insecta, Hymenoptera, Formicidae.